Messenger RNA from Aplysia californica (California sea hare), 1261 nucleotides. Its product is annotated as CD109 antigen. The record is from RefSeq and is a predicted model, not a curated record. Gene Ontology annotation, molecular function: endopeptidase inhibitor activity. NCBI's taxonomy places the organism in Eukaryota, Metazoa, Mollusca, Gastropoda, Aplysiida, Aplysiidae. Gene Ontology annotation, cellular component: extracellular region.
GAUGGAGAUGAUGAUGAUGCCACCGGCGCCGCCUCCAAUGGCUAUGGCGGACUUUGGCGGACCUCCUGCCCCAGCGGAGUCUGCUUCUCUAGCAGAACCAGACCGUGUCCGCACCAACUUUGUGGAGACCUGGCUGUUCCAGACAGUCACCACCUGCUGCGAGUGUUCAGGCCAUUCUUUGUGACUUUGAACCUUCCUUACUCCGUGAUCAAUGGUGAGCAGCUGGCCCUGCAGGCUAUUGUGUUCAACUAUCUCAACGACGAUGCUCAGGUUCGUGUGACUCUGGCUCAGUCUAAGAGCUUCUCUGUGCUGGCUGAGGAACACGGACUGGAGGUGUUGAAGCAGGAGGACACUGUGCAAGACGUGCUGAUUAAAGCAGGAGAGGGGAUGUCUGUGUUUUUCCCAAUCGUCCCUCACGAACUCGGCAAGAUCGACAUAGAGGUGAAGGCACAGACCACACGCGCUGCCGACGCCGUGAGGAAACAGCUUCUCGUGGAGCCCGAGGGAGUCGCCAAGGAGUUCAACAUCCCAGUCCUGGUGGAGCUGACCAAAGAAACGCCGUCGUUCACCAAGAUCGUGGAUUUGUCCAUGCCGCCCAAUGUCGUGCCUGGCUCGGAGCUGAUGAGAAUCUCUGCUGUCGGUGACCUGAUGGGACCUAGCAUUGCCGGACUUGACGCUCUACUGCGCAUGCCCACCGGAUGUGGCGAGCAGACCCUCCUGGGCCUGGCCCCGGAUGUAUACAUCACAGACUACCUGAGCGCCGUGAACAAACUGCACGGAGACAUUGCCGACAAGGCCCUGAGCUUCAUGGAGAGCGGCUACCAGCGUGAGCUGACCUACAAACACGACGACCACUCUUUCAGCGCCUUCGGGAACAACGACCCCUCUGGAAGCAUGUGGGCAAGGCCGGCAGCGGUACAGCUCUGUCACUAUUUGUUUUCAUUGCCUUGUUGGAAAAUCAAGAUCUCUUCAAAACUGGGUCUUACGCCACCAAGUUCCAGUCUGCCCGCACCAAUGCCCUUGCCUACCUGGAGACCCAGAUGGAGCACGACGAUGACCUCUACAACCUGGCCCUGGCUUCCUACGCCUUCACACUGGCGGGAAGUAGCAAGGCCCAGGAUAUCAUUACCAGACUGAACCAUGAGGCCACGGAGGAGGAUCGGCACGGACGACAUGUGUCUGACCUUGACCGCCGAGAGGUCAGGAAUGGUGGCCAAGUGCAAGAAAGCACCCGUCGUCGUCUACGACUACUAUGAGCCAA